Molecule: messenger RNA, 372 nt
Organism: Ixodes scapularis (black-legged tick)
Lineage: Eukaryota; Metazoa; Arthropoda; Arachnida; Ixodida; Ixodidae
Exons: 3
Coding region: 1-372 (123 amino acids)
Source: RefSeq, a predicted model, not a curated record
AUGCCUCUGAACAAGUAUCAUCUGAACCGGGGUACGACGAUCGGGUCCCACCAAGCAAGGAAGGUGAUGAGUCAUCACAAGCCAGCCAUGGUGGCCAAAGACAUGGCGCAGGCCCUUUGGGGUCGGAUUGGGCUCGCCCAAAGAACAUUUGGGGGCAAGCUGGCCCCUAAAGAUUAUCACAACCCUAAUGCGGUUGUGCGCAAAGAACUGAGCCCCCAAAAAGUUGGACUCGUGAUAGAAACAGUUCAACACUGGGGCCAGAUUAACAAGGCCUCUGUGACAGAUGUCGUCGACAGCAUGUCGACAGUCCUGUCGCAGAAAAUACAGGACGUCCGUAAAGCUUUAAGACGUCGGGGAAUUUCGGAUUUUUAA